Pneumocystis carinii B80 is the source of this 965-nucleotide messenger RNA. RefSeq lists its product as hypothetical. The record is from RefSeq and is a predicted model, not a curated record. Gene Ontology annotation, molecular function: deoxyhypusine monooxygenase activity. NCBI's taxonomy places the organism in Eukaryota, Fungi, Ascomycota, Pneumocystomycetes, Pneumocystales, Pneumocystaceae. Gene Ontology annotation, biological process: peptidyl-hypusine biosynthetic process. The transcript has 5 exons. Bases 47 to 949 code for a protein of 300 amino acids.
AAAAACUGUUAAUUUUGACAAUAUAAGAAAAUAGAGUAAAAAAUAAAUGAAUCAAGACCCAGAAGAUGAAAUAUUUAAGCUUCGUAAUGUUCUUUUGAACAAGUCCCAAGAAAGUUCACUUCCUGCCCGUUUUGAAGCGCUUUUUUCCUUAAAAAUACAUGGAAAAAGUGAUAAAAAAGCUAUUGAUGCUCUUGCCGAAGGAUUUUGUGAUGAUUCAGAGCUUUUGAAACAUGAAAUUGCAUAUGUUUUAGGCCAAACACAGAAUAAAAAAGCAAUUAUUCCACUUGAAAAAAUAUUGAGAAGUGAAUCACAAGAAACAAUAGUUCGACAUGAGGCAGCAGAAGCGCUAGGUGCACUAAAUAGUCAAGAAAGUUUACCUCUUCUUAAAUUCUUAAAGGAAAAUGAUCCAUCUGAAAUUAUUCGUCAAACAUGUGAUCUAGCAAUCCAACGUAUUGAAUGGGAAAAUUCGAAUGAAUCAAAAACCGAAAAAUUAUUACCCAAUAUAUUCGACUCAAUAGAUCCAGCACCACCUUUACCAGAAGAUCCAGGAAUUGGAAUAGAAAACGAAGUAAAAAAACUAAGUAGUGAACUAAUCAAUCAAGAAUUACCAUUAUUUUAUCGAUAUCGUGUAAUGUUUAGACUUCGCAAUAUCGGUACAGAUACUGCAAUUGAUGCACUUGCACAAGGUUUUAAAGAUCCAUCUGCUUUAUUUCGACAUGAAAUUGCCUAUGUUUUUGGUCAAUUGUGUUCACUUCAUUCUAUACCAUAUUUAACUAAUGUUUUAUGUAACCAAAUGGAAGAAGCUAUGGUUCGCCACGAAGCAGCUGAAGCAUUGGGUUCCAUUGGUAUCCCUGAUGUUCGAUCUCUUCUUAACAAAUUUGUACAUGAUAAAGAAAGAAUAGUUCGAGAAAGCUGUAUCAUUGCUGUAGAAAUGUGUAAAUCAAUAUAAAUGACUAACAAAUGAC